GAGGAGGAUCGCGGAACAAGCUCAUUCGCUUCACUUUCUCCUCGAGCAAAGGUUGCCUUGUGUUGCUCUCCUUGAAUAUCGGCGAACAAGAGUUUGUGGAACUGUCUUUGAAGAGAAGUCGUUUGCUGUUGCCAGUCGUCUAAGCUCUUUGUACUUUACCUGCUGUGGGCAGCCUUACGGAGUUACUCUUUGCAAGCUCUGUUUCAUAGCGAUGGAAAUGAUUAAGUUUGCUCUAGGAGCAAUUCUCUUGCUGACGGUGACCAGCGGAUCUGCAGCCGCUCCGCAACCAGCACUAAAAUUGACAGCAGAUCGUGUUUUGGCUCCACAACCAUCGGCACUAGAAGUGGCAGGAGAUCGUAUUCGGGCUGGAGCAUCAACUGCAGAUGUUUUCGAACCACUUCUAAGUGCUUUGGGUCUAAAAACACCGGAACGAGCAACACCUCGACCUACAACUGAAGAAAAUUGGGCAUUACUUCUAAAAGGUUAUGGAAAGGUGCUAUGUUCGAAAGCUAUUCGGGGUAUUCGUUUCACGUGCUCCGUUCCGCCUCUUCGGGAAAUAUACUUCAAUCACGGAUGUGAUUACUGGAUGGAAAUGAAAAAAGAGAGGUGCGGCACUAGUUAGAGGCAUAUCAAGAAUUGGUUCUGAUGCAGCUUCAUAAUGCAUGUAUUCCCUCUCCCCUUUCACCGUUUCAGAACAUCGCCUUUAUUCUGCUCACGCUGAGUUGCAAAACUUUCAUUGCAGAAUAAUCUGAUUUCUAUUUCGGUUUUCCUUGUUUGCAUCUUAUUCAGUAGAUUCCUUCAUUUAUUCAA
Molecule: messenger RNA, 810 nt
Organism: Sycon ciliatum
Lineage: Eukaryota; Metazoa; Porifera; Calcarea; Leucosolenida; Sycettidae
Exons: 10
Coding region: 212-622 (136 amino acids)
Source: RefSeq, a predicted model, not a curated record